CGCAUCCUUGGGAGCAACAAUUAAGCAGCUCUGGGAUAAAACACACAGCCCGCGGGAGCACGGGGGCAUUGCUUCAAGACAUGGCAAGGCAGGCAGCUGCACCCCUCCUCCCUGGAGUCCUCCUCCUCCUCUCCAUCCUCCCGGCUACUCAGCAAGGAGGGGUUCCUGGUGCUAUUCCGGGAGGGGGAGUCCCAGGAGGAGGCUUUUUCCCAGGUGCUGGAGUUGGAGGUUUGGGAGCAGGACUUGGGGCUGCAGGAAAACCUCCUAAGCCAGGGGUCGGAGGACUUGGGGGACUUGGCCCCCUUGGCCUGCAGCCAGGUGCUGCGGGUCUGUUCCCCGGAGCUGCCUUUCCCGGGGGGGUAUUCCCAGGAGCCGCCUCGGCCGCGGCGCUCAAGGCUGCUGCAAAAGCUGGUGCUGGCAUUGGAGGCGUGGGUGGAAUUGGUGGUCCUGGUGGCCUCGGGGUCUCCACAGGUGCCGUGGUACCGGGCGCGGUGCAGCCCGGCCUUGGCGCGGCAGGGAAACCCCCUAAAAUACCAGGUGCUGGGAUUCCUGGAGCUUUCCCGGGCGGCGUGCUCCCCGGUGCAGGUGUUCGCUUCCCUGGUGUGGGGGUGCUGCCCGGAGUCCCCACUGGAGCUGGAGUCAAGCCUAAAGCCCCAGGAGUUGGAGCCUUUGGAGGAAUCCCUGGACUGGGAGGUUUUGGAGGUCAGCAGCCCGGUGUCCCUCUGGGGUAUCCCAUCAAAGCUCCUAAGCUCCCAGGUGGCUAUGGACUGCCCUACACCAAUGGUCUCAGGGCUGCUGGGAUAGGAGCCGGCCUCCUGGCAGGAAAGGCAGGAUACCCCACUGGGACAGGGGUCGGGGCACAGGCGGCAGCAGCAAAGGCAGCAGCGAAACUUGGAGCCGGUGUCUUGCCCGGGGUUGGUGGAAUCCCGGGAGUCGCACCCGGUGUCGGCGUUGGAGGUGUCCCAGGAGUUGGAGUUGGAGGACCGGCAGCGGCGGCAAAGGCAGCAGCAAAGGCAGGAGCUUUUGGGGCAGUGCCUGGAGUCCCUGGCUUGGUACCUGGUGUCGGAGGUGUCCCCGGGGCGGUGCCCGGAGUCGGAGCUGUCCCUGGGGUGGUGCCCGGUGUUGGAGCAGUCCCUGGGGUGGCAGGGGUGCCGUCGGCAGCAGCAGCAGCAAAGGCAGCUAAGUACGGCGCCGGCAUUCCCGGUGUCGGUGUGGGCGGCGUCCCCGGCCUGGUGCCCGGAGUCGGAGGUGUCCCCGGGGUGGUGCCUGGAGUCGGAGCUGUCCCUGGGGCGGUGCCCGGCAUUGGAGCUGUUCCUGGGGUGGCAGGGGUGCCGUCGGCAGCAGCAGCAGCAAAGGCAGCUAAGUACGGCGCCGGCGUUCCCGGUGUCGGUGUGGGCGGCGUCCCCGGCCUGGUGCCCGGAGUCGGAGGUGUCCCCGGGGUGGUGCCUGGAGUCGGAGCUGUCCCCGGGGCAGUGCCUGGUGUUGGAGCUGUUCCUGGGGUGGCAGGGGUGCCGUCGGCAGCAGCAGCAGCAAAGGCAGCUAAGUACGGCGUCGGCGUUCCCGGUGUCGGUGUGGGCGGCGUCCCCGGCCUGGUGCCCGGAGUCGGAGGUGUCCCCGGGGUGGUGCCUGGAGUUGGAGCUGUCCCUGGGGCGGUGCCCGGCAUUGGAGCUGUUCCUGGGGUGGCAGGGGUGCCGUCGGCAGCAGCAGCAGCAAAGGCAGCUAAGUACGGCGCCGGCAUUCCCGGUGUCGGUGUGGGCGGCGUCCCCGGCCUGGUGCCCGGAGUCGGAGGUGUCCCUGGGGUGGUACCCGGCAUUGGAGCUGUCCCUGGGGUGGCAGGGGUGCCGUCAGCGGCAGCAGCAGCAAAGGCAGCUAAGUACGGAGCCGCUGUUCCUGGCGUUCCUGGCGUUCCUGGCGUUCCUGGCGUUCCUGGCGUUCCUGGCGUUCCUGGCGUUCCUGGUGUUCCUGGCGUUCCUGGUGUCCCAGGCGUUCCUGGUGUGCCUGGGGUUCCUGGCGCUGUGCCUGGUGUUGGAGUGGGUGGCCCAGCAGCAGCAGCCGCAGCCAAGGCAGCGGCAAAAGCAGCGGCGAUCGGAGCAGGACGUGUGCCUGGCGUUGGCGUGCCCGGCGUUGGCGUUCCUGGAGUGGGUGUCCCUGGAGUGGGUGUCCCUGGAGUGGGUGUGCCUGGUGCUGGCGUGCCCGGUCUGGUGCCCGGGGUCGGCGUUCCAGGAGCUCCGGCAGCCGCUGCCAAAGCAGCCGCCAAAGCGGCCAAGUAUGGAGUGGGUGGCCUGGCUCCUGGCGUGGGUGGCCUGGCUCCUGGCGUGGGUGGCCUGGCUCCUGGCGUGGGUGGUCUGGUUCCUGGUGUGGGUGGCCUGGUUCCUGGUGUUGGAGGCGUCCCAGGUGUUGGAGUUCCAGCAGCAGCAGCCAAAGCAGCAGCCAAGGCAGCCAAAUUUGGUGCUGGGGUUGGAGGGGUGCCAGGUGUGGUGCCCGGCGUGGGCGGAGUGCCCGGAGUGACACCCGGUGUUGGUGUGCCUGGCUUGGUGCCAGGGGUGGGAGUACCUGGAACUGGCAUCCUUCCCGGGGCAGGCAUCCCCCAAGUAGGGGUGCAGCCUGGUGCUAAACCUCCCAAAUUCGGUGUUCCUGGGGUUGGAGUCCCAGGUGUUGGUGGCCUCCCAGGUGGGCUCGGAGUUGGUGGGCUCGGAGUUGGUGGCCUCGGAGCUGCUGGGAAACCUCCCAAGCCAGGGGUUGGAGUUCCCGGCUUCGGCGUAUCACCGAUAUUUCCAGGUGGGGUCGGCGGCCUGGGAUUUGGUGGGAAGCCCCCCAAGCCCUACGGAGGAGCCCUGGGUGCCCUGGGCUUUAGAGGCGGCGCGGGCUGCGCGGCAGGGAAGUACUGCGGGAGGAAGCGGAAGUAACGCUCCGUCACCCAUCACCUCAUGAACUUUGGUGCUACUGCAUGGUCCAGAAUGUAAAUCCGAAGCAAAGCUGAGACAUCCCCUCCUCAAGUCCCGGAGCCCCUCGUCAUCCCGGGGCCAUGCCCGGCCCCGCGUUCCCCGGAGGGACCCCGCGUUCCCCGGCAAUGUCCGUCCACCCCGGCCCUCGGUCCCGGCAGGGAGCGCGGAAUAAAGUGCGGGGAGCAGCCGUCCCCCUUGGUGCUAUCGCUCUCUGCGGGAUUUAGGGGGGGCCUGGGCUAUCGCGCCCCUCCCCAGCCCCAGAGCUGGCCCCGGGGGGGGGGCACAGGAUGAGGGGCACCCCACAUUGGAGGGAGGGAGGGAAGGGGAUGCCGGCGGCAGGGGCUGUGUGGAGACGGAUGGCCCCGUCAGCCUGGCCCCCGCCCCGGUCCCCGCGCUCCCCCCGGUUUGGGGGGGGGGCGCGGGCUGGAGGGGCUCGGUCCCUUCACGUUGCUCACUUUGCUAUAACUGGGUGGGACGCCCUAUACAGAGGGACUCGCUUCUGACAGACUAAUAAAGGAC
This is a messenger RNA of Prinia subflava (tawny-flanked prinia), 3464 nucleotides long. RefSeq names its product elastin (gene ELN). Lineage: Eukaryota; Metazoa; Chordata; Aves; Passeriformes; Cisticolidae. Bases 81 to 2906 code for a protein of 941 amino acids. The transcript is spliced from 42 exons. The record is from RefSeq and is a predicted model, not a curated record. Gene Ontology annotation, molecular function: extracellular matrix structural constituent.